AUGAAGCUUACCACCCUUAUCAGUGUCGCCUUCUUGGCUCAGAGCUCUCUCGCACACCCAGGCGAAAGUGCUGCACAGCAUGCGCGAGACGCUGCUGAGCGAAGAGCCUACUUGGCGAACAACAAGCGGUCUCUUGCGCACUGCGAUGAUACACUCAAGGCGCGUGGUAACGAUAUCACUAUGCACGCUCGUCGCAGCGCCAUGGUGGAAAAGCUUCGAGCUAAGCGGGCCAUCGCCCAAGACAAGCCAUACCUGCGCAUCCGUGACCUUGAUACUGUGCUUGCUACCGAUCACAAGUCGAACAUGACUGGCGUGACUGCCAACACCGAUCCCGCCACUCUCUUUGCAGGAAACAACUCCUGCAUUCUUACACCUGAAGUCACACAAGGUCCUUACUGGGUUGAAGGCGAGCUUGUGCGAGAAGACGUUACCGAAAACCAAGAGGGCAUCCCUAUGACGUUGGACAUCCAGAUCAUCGAUGUGAACACAUGUGAACCUGUUCCCCAGGCUUACCUCGAGAUGUGGCACUGCAACGCCACUGGUGUGUACUCUGGUGUUGUGGCUCAAGGUAACGGGGUUGGUGAAGAUGACGAGUCAAACUUGCAGAACACUGCAUUGCGUGGCAUCCAGCAGAGCGACGAAAACGGUGUUGUUGUGUUUCAGACCAUCUUCCCAGGACAUUACACCGGCCGUGCUACGCAUAUCCACGUCAUGUCCAGACUCAACGCAACCGUAAACGCCAACUCGACCCUCUCGGGCGGCCACAUCACACACGUGGGACAGAUGUUCUUCGAUCAGGACCUUAUCACACUCGCCGACACGGUAGAACCCUAUGCUAGCAACGAACAGGAACUUACUUCGAACUCGGAUGACUCUAUCCUCGCUGAAGAAGCCGAGGAUGUUGAUCCAUUCGUGGAGUACGUCAUGCUGGGCGAUGACAUCUCUGAGGGUCUCUUUGGCUGGUUGGCGUUCGGCAUGGACUCGACCAACUCUUACAACAUCACCCCCGCGGCAUACUGGACUGAAGAGGGAGGUGUUGAGAACGAGAAUUCUGGUGGUAUGGGCGGCGGUCCUGGCGGUGCUCCAAACGGUACUAUGCCUUCUGGUACUGUUAUGCCUACGGGAGCCAUGCCUUCAGGAAAUGCUGUAGAGUCAGGCAUGAGUACCACGGUUGUCUCGUCACUGAGUACCGCUGUUGCUUCAUCAGCCGCGUCCUCAGUUGCCAGUGAGAUCACCCCUGGCGCCGCUGGAGUUACUAUGCCUUCUGACGCUCCUCAGGGUGGACAUGGACGUGGUAAGGGCCACCAAGACCAUGCCAACGAAGAGAAGCAGCGGAACCGACAUAACACCCAUGUUCAAGGACAGUACUAA
Alternaria burnsii is the source of this 1371-nucleotide messenger RNA. Its product is annotated as extracellular dioxygenase. The record is from RefSeq and is a predicted model, not a curated record. NCBI's taxonomy places the organism in Eukaryota, Fungi, Ascomycota, Dothideomycetes, Pleosporales, Pleosporaceae. The coding region runs from base 1 to 1371 and encodes 456 amino acids. Gene Ontology annotation, molecular function: ferric iron binding; oxidoreductase activity, acting on single donors with incorporation of molecular oxygen, incorporation of two atoms of oxygen. The transcript is spliced from 3 exons.